AGCCGGCGCGGAGCUGGGGGAGGGAAGAGGGGAGCCGGCGGAGGAGGGUCAGCCGCGGCGGCAGGGGCGGCGGCGGCAGCGGCGCAGCUCCGUUCCCUGCGCGUCUCCCGUCCCCGCGUCCGGACAGGGCGCGCAGCCCCGCCACCGGGAUGCGGCCGCCUGCCCGCCGCGGCCGCCGCCUGGCGCUCCCGGCACUGCUCUCGCUGCUCACCUGCUCCCUGGCUUUUGCUUUGGUUUCUAAAGAUGUGAAGAAGGAAGUCAAACAGUCUAAGAAUUUGGAGAAAAGUGGUAUAUCAGAGAAAAAUGACAUAGAUUUAAAAGGAAUUGCAUUUGUCAUCCAGAGUCAAAGUAAUUCUUUUCAUGCAAAGAAAGCAGAACAGUUAAAACAAAGCAUCUUAAAGCAAGCUGCAGAUCUUACACAGAUUCCAUCAGAGAGGAAGUCCUGCAGCAACCCUGACAGGCUGGGAUUCCUCCGUGGGCUCUGCCUAGGAGUUGAGGGAAGCUUGCAGGCAGAAUUUGGGGCUCACUCCUCUGGAAUCCCCUUACAUCUCUACCAUCUUGGCAGCUGGCAGCUCCAGCCUCUGUCUCUGCAGGGGCAGCCAGAUCGCACGAGUCCGCAGCGGCCGCUCUCUGUCGAAUGGUUUUUAGGAAAAGCAUUACGUGAUGAAGAAUCCACAAUAAUUCACCAUUACGCCUUUUCCGAAAAUCCUACAGUUUUUAAAUAUCCAGACUUUGCUGCUGGCUGGGCCCUUAGUAUUCCACUGGUAAACAAGCUUACCAAGAGAUUAAAGAGCGAGUCCCUGAAAUCCGACUUUACAAUAGAUUUAAAACAUGAGAUCGCUCUCUACAUCUGGGACAGAGGUGAUGGACCGCCCCUCACUCCUGUGCCUGAGUUUUGUACAGACGGUGUGGACUCUUCCUGUGCCACCACAUUUCAUUCUUUUCUACCGCUUUGUGGAAAUCCAGUGAAGAAGAAGGAUAUUUUUGUUGCAGUAAAGACAUGCAAGAAAUUUCAUGGUGACAGAAUCCCCAUCGUAAAGCAGACUUGGGCGGGGCAGGCAGGUCACAUCGAAUACUACAGCGAUUACGCAGACAGUUCCAUUCCGACGGUGGAUCUGGGAAUUCCUAAUACAGAGAGAGGUCAUUGUGGAAAGACAUUUGCCAUCUUGGAAAGAUUUCUGAAUCACAGCUAUGACAAAAUAGCAUGGUUAGUCAUUGUGGAUGAUGACACAUUAAUAAGCAUCUCCAGGCUCCAGCACCUACUGAGCUGUUACGAUGCCAGUGAACCCGUGUUUCUGGGAGAGCGUUACGGCUACGGCCUGGGCACCGGCGGCUACAGCUACGUCACAGGAGGAGGAGGGAUGGUCUUCAGCAGAGAGGCAAUCAGGAGACUUCUCGCCAGCAAGUGUCGCUGCUACAGCAAUGACGCUCCUGAUGAUAUGGUCCUGGGGAUGUGCUUUAGUGGGUUAGGAAUCCCUGUGACACACAGCCCUCUCUUCCAUCAGGCUCGGCCUGUGGAUUACCCUAAGGACUACCUAUCUCACCAAGUUCCCAUAUCGUUCCACAAGCACUGGAACAUCGAUCCCGUGAAGGUCUAUUUCACAUGGUUGGCACCCAGUGAGGAAGACAGAGCCAGGCAGGAGACACGAAAAGGCUUUAAAGAAGAGUUAUAAAGCAUGGCGGCCUGUGGGCACAGGUAGGACACAGAAGCAGAGACUGGCAUUGUCCUGCUGUGCUGGAUCACACUGCUUACGUGCGACAUGCAGCAUCGGAAGCUUCCUGACUAAAUUUAGGUGGACGUUAUUAUAUGGUAAUUUUUGAGUUGAGGGUGGGGAAGGAGUCAUAGGGAAAACAGAUUUUUGUUUUCUGGGAAAGAUCACUUGCUUUAGCAUUAUGCAGUUAUUGUAAUACACAAUGAUUACUGUGUAUUUUUCAAGCUGUGAAACAGCAGCUUUAUUUCUGUCAUAGAAAAAUAAAUGGUACCAGAAUUUU
Balaenoptera acutorostrata (minke whale) is the source of this 1992-nucleotide messenger RNA. It is a transcript of the gene B3GLCT, whose product is annotated as beta 3-glucosyltransferase. The transcript has 15 exons. Gene Ontology annotation, cellular component: membrane. Bases 150 to 1673 code for a protein of 507 amino acids. The record is from RefSeq and is a predicted model, not a curated record. NCBI's taxonomy places the organism in Eukaryota, Metazoa, Chordata, Mammalia, Artiodactyla, Balaenopteridae. Gene Ontology annotation, molecular function: acetylglucosaminyltransferase activity.